Messenger RNA from Photinus pyralis (common eastern firefly), 853 nucleotides. RefSeq lists its product as uncharacterized. The transcript has 3 exons. Bases 209 to 826 code for a protein of 205 amino acids. Lineage: Eukaryota; Metazoa; Arthropoda; Insecta; Coleoptera; Lampyridae. The record is from RefSeq and is a predicted model, not a curated record.
CAAGCUCAAAAUUUUAAAAGACUAGGACAAGUGUGUGAAAGUCAUAUGCAUUCCACUAUCUACCAAACGGCUCAGUAUAUUCAUUGAGAAUGUAAUGAUAUUCUUUGUGGAUGUAACCUUGUCCAAACGCACAUAAAUUUCUUUGCGGAGAUGCACAUAAAAGGUUCGCAAUCUCACAACAUUACCAUUGCGAUUAAGAAUUUGAAACAUGUCACUUGCUCUUAUUAUUUUGGCCAGUUUCUGGGCGUCUGGAUUUCAGGCGUCGCCGAUAAUUCUCAACGUUCCCGUGUUUUACACUCCGUUUCCAUUCCAUUACCACAGCAGUGCCUUGAAGAUGGCUUACGAUGCGAAUCUAGAAGCACUGAAGCGACUUGAAGAAGCCCAGUCGGCGAAAAUAGAGACGUUGGAUGAAAAAAUAGAAGCCACGGAAGAGCAAGCAGGCGACGGUAGUUACAAGCCUGAUAACUCAGGUGACUACGCCCCCGACGAUUCGGGAGCAUAUUCGCCGGAUAACUCGGGGGUUUACAAUCCAGAAGCGAGCGAGUUGGAUGAAUCGGCAGCUCCAGAAGAAGUCAAGGUGGACAAGACCGUCGUCCACGCAUCCACUGGCAAUGCGUUGCUACCAGACGCCCUGUACUCCUUCGGUUACAAAUUAGAGGAUCAAUCGCGCGACGAGUCGGCCAAUGCCAUGGGUCAUGUCAUCGGAAGCUACUCGUUUACCAAUUUCGCCGGUAAUCACGAUUUGCACUACGAAGCCGGGCCGGGCAUCGGAUUUUUACCAACGUCGGGCUCACUGUCAAAACCGAACGGUCUUGUAGUUCAUUAAAUGUUUAAUAAACUACCUACUUCCUGC